Rotaria sp. Silwood2 is the source of this 450-nucleotide messenger RNA. The record is from the annotation of a GenBank genome assembly. Lineage: Eukaryota; Metazoa; Rotifera; Eurotatoria; Philodinida; Philodinidae.
AUGCUUCCUAUACAACCAAUUAAUAUUGGUAAUGUACAAAAUGUAUCAAUUCCACAUGCAUCACCAUUUCAAGUUCAAUUAUUGCAACAACUGAAUCAACAGCAGCAGCAAUUGCAACAACUGAAUCAACAGCAGCAGCAAUUGCAACAAUUGCAACAACAAUUGCAGCAGCAAUUGCAACAAUUGCAACAACAAUUGCAACAAUUGCAACAACAAUUGCAGCAGCCAUUGCAACAAUUGCAACAACAAUUACAGCCGCAACAACAACAACAAGUUAAUGGUGGUCAAGCUGCUGUUGUCGGUCAUGGUGGUGGUCAAGCUGCUGGUGUCGUUCGUCGUGGUCGUGGUCAAGCUACUAUUGUUGUUCGUCGUGGUCAAGUUGCUGUUGUGGUUCGUCGUGGCCGUGGUCGUGGUCGUGGUGUUGGUGCUCGUCGUAUUGCUGGUGGUUAA